This is a messenger RNA of Meloidogyne enterolobii, 561 nucleotides long. NCBI's taxonomy places the organism in Eukaryota, Metazoa, Nematoda, Chromadorea, Rhabditida, Meloidogynidae. The record is from the annotation of a GenBank genome assembly.
AAGGCAAAGACACAAAACAUGGGUGAUGCAAAAAUGGAAGUCGAAGAAGUGGCAUCUUCAGGAUCGUCAAAUACUGCUCUUAAAAAGCGUUUUGAGUGGAAUGCCGUUGCUCUCUGGGCUUGGGAUAUUGUAGUGGACACUUGUGCUAUUUGCCGUAAUCAUAUUAUGGAUUUGUGCAUUGAAUGCCAGGCAAAUCAAGCAUCUUCAACUAAUGAGGAGUGUACUGUUGCUUGGGGUGUUUGCAAUCACGCAUUUCACUUUCAUUGUAUUUCGCGUUGGCUUCGCACACGACAGGUCUGUCCACUUGACAAUCGUGAUUGGGAGUUCCAGAAGUUUUAUUAUCGUUUCCUUCAAUUAAGUCUAAUGGAAAAACCUACAAAGAUGGCAAAAGUUACUCGAAUUCUUGGUCGUACCGGAAGUCAGGGUCAAUGUACACAAGUCCGAGUUGAAUUUCUGGAUGAAUCCAACCGUUCAAUCAUUCGCAAUGUGAAGGGUCCUGUUCGUGAAGGGGACAUUCUUACUUUAUUGGAGGCUGAACGUGAGGCGCGUCGUUUACGUUAA